UACAUGAACAUGAUUGUUGUUUGUAGCUACAGCCAAGGAACUUACCCAUUUAAUUUGCUUCUAUUAACAGCUUAUGUGCAACUAUUACACCUUCAGGCAUGAUGGCUCCACAAAUUUUCCACGCUCAUGGGCCUUCCAGGGUUCCAUGGAUGGAGAGACUUGGACUAAUCUGCGUGUUCAUGAGAAUGAUAACACAAUUUGCAGGGCGGGCCAGUUUGGUUCAUGGCCAGUGCUUGGCCCCAGCUCCCUCCUCCCCUUCAGGUUCUUCAGAAUCAUUCUUACAGGCAGAACAACUGGUGAUUCUAAUAAUUGGAACCUCUGCAUCUGCUUUAUUGAGCUCUAUGGCUACUUUCAUUGAGCUCAAUGGUCACACUGAUGAUUAUUUCUCAAAGUUUGGUAGAUUUGUAAUCUGCAACAAAUUAUUAUAAAUUUAUUUAAGAAUUGUGACAAUGUUGUGUGCCUUAUCUUGUAAUAUUGGUUUUUGUUGGAUGGUUUCCACUUCAAGAUGUUGUAAC
Phalaenopsis equestris is the source of this 515-nucleotide messenger RNA. Its product is annotated as BTB/POZ domain-containing protein At2g30600-like. Bases 74 to 358 code for a protein of 94 amino acids. The transcript has 2 exons. Lineage: Eukaryota; Viridiplantae; Streptophyta; Magnoliopsida; Asparagales; Orchidaceae. The record is from RefSeq and is a predicted model, not a curated record.